AUGGCAGACGAUGUCGAUCUGCGCCAGGAAAUCCUCCAGCGAACUCUCCAGGAGGUAGCCCAUGAGGAGUUGGAGAGUGUGGCCAACCCUUGCGUCAUCUGCCUCGACUCCAUCACCGAGCCUGGCGUCGCAGUGCCCUGCAAUCAUGCGAACUUCGAUUUUCUGUGUCUUGUCAGCUGGCUGGAGCAGCGGCCGAACUGCCCACUCUGCAAGAGCGAACUGACCGCGGUACAAUAUGACUUGAAAUCACCCCAGGGUCCGAAGGUAUACAAACUACCACCCCGAAGUACGAAUCGACCUCCCUCUGGUUCUGCUACUCAACCGCGCCCGCCCUUUCGACGUGGCGCAAGACCGUCCCGACGAGUUCAUCCAAACCUACAACCCCCGCGGCCUGACGAUCCACUCCUGCGCCGCCGCAAUGUAUACCGCAACCAACUAUAUUCCCUGCGCGUGGGAUCCAACCGCCUAUCUCAGUAUCGUGAGCUGACACCGGACCUAUUCAACCGCGACGAGGCGCUCGUUUCGCGCGCUCGAAAGUGGAUCCGCCGAGAACUGCGCGUCUUCAGCUUUCUGAACCCCGAAACAGAGGAAGAAGAGCAGCGCCAGGGCCAGGUAUCUCGGCCGGGACAACAACGGUUGGAGAAUCGCAGGGCGAACAACGCUGAGUUCCUGCUGGAGUAUAUCGUCGCUAUCCUCCGCACUGUCGAUAUGAAGGGUAGUGCUGGGCAAGCCGAGGAGCUGUUGCGAGAUUUUAUUGGGCGUGAUAAUGCUCGUUUGUUCCUGCAUGAGCUGCAGGCGUGGUUGAGAAGUCCGUAUAUCUCUCUUGAAGACUGGGAUCGGCAUGUCCAAUAUCCCAGUUCCCCGCCGAACCCCCUGACAGCGGACCGCGGGAGUCUGGUGGGUUGCCUCGGGGGCGACACCGGGUUCCCGCCGGGAUAG
This is a messenger RNA of Penicillium lagena, 939 nucleotides long. RefSeq names its product RING finger domain protein. Gene Ontology annotation, biological process: protein monoubiquitination; protein polyubiquitination. The transcript has 2 exons. Gene Ontology annotation, molecular function: ubiquitin protein ligase activity. The coding region runs from base 1 to 939 and encodes 312 amino acids. Lineage: Eukaryota; Fungi; Ascomycota; Eurotiomycetes; Eurotiales; Aspergillaceae. The record is from RefSeq and is a predicted model, not a curated record.